CUUUGAUCUGUGAUUGGUUUGAAAGAGAUAUCUCACCAAAUUUCUGUUGAAAUACAUAUGGUUAAGCUUUCAGCUGCUUGUUCUAUAGCUUGUGUUGGUUUUGUGACAAGUGAAAAAUAAUACAGAAAUUGUGGAGAAGAUUUUCACAGAUAUGACAGUCAUGGAUAUUUUUAAUUACUGAAAGAAUAAAGCACAGGCACUGUUAAAAGACAACAUUCAUAUAAAGAUAAAUACAUUUUCAUGGUGUAGUUCAUAAUAAAGCACAGGGACAACUUAAAAAUUUCACACUGAUGGGUAAAUAACAAUGAGCCAACAAUAUAAACAGAAUUCUUCAAUACCAUAGUAACAGUUGUUUUUUACCACCACCAACAAAUUUAGUCUUUUGUAACCUAAGAGACUCAGAAGAAAAUCUAAGAAGCAACUGGUAACAAAGCAAAGUAAUCCGGAACAAGGUAUUUGACAAUUGAGCAUAAUGAAAUUCUCAACUGUCUACUGCAUUAUUAUCUUAGUCCUAAUACAGCAACAAAGUGACGGAUUCCUCUUAAACAAGCUUAGGAAAAAUAUCAAAGCUUUUAUGAAGGGAAAAAAAUCACAAUUUAGAGAAUACCCUUUGAUAGGGGGAUUAGAAUACCCUGGCAAUAUCCUUGCACUGCAAGGGCGGAUAGAGAAGCUAUGGAAAGAAUACUACACUUGCCUGAAGAGGAAAUAUGAGUUACUGGGACCACAGAAAACAGUAACACCAGAAGCCAUUAUGGUGUUUGAAGGUUCUUCUAUAAGAUUGGACUGCAAAGUAUGCAUCUCUCCAGCUGAAACAAACACAUUUAAGAACGUGACAUGGUCCUACAAUACCAUUCCUUCCAAUGAAGCUACUGUGAUUAAGUAUGGAGAGCAUGCACAACUUUCACGAGAAGACAAAGUCCUACACAUGAAAAAUCUUGAAGAUGAGAAUACUGGUCUGUAUCUAUGCAAGAAUGGAAACACUGUGACAGCUUCAUACUAUUUGGAGGUGACAGAUGCAUCUGAACCCUUAGCGAAGGUGAGACCAAAAACUGCUCCGAAAGGACCAUAUGAAAAGCCUCCACAAGUUGUGCCUGGCCAUGACAUUCAGGUGUUUACACAGUGGCAAACAUGGUCACCUUGUAACAAGUGUGGCGAAGUUGGUAAGAAAGUACGAUUUGGAAUAUGUAACGUGAAGUUGCUGCAUGAUGGUGACUUAAAAACAAAUACAGUCAACAUACCAAAAAGCAUAAAACCUUCCAGUGAAAAAUUAACAAAUCAAGCAGCAGGAGUAAUUGGAACUGAAGAGAGAAAAGCUGUAAAAAUACUGACACUGUUUAAAGGAGGAAUACCAUGUCGAUCUUCAUUGUUACCACCAGAGUUACAAUCUAUUCCAGAAAUACUCACACGUAAAAGUGAAGUUAUGGUAGCCUUCUGCAAGGAAACCUGCCUAGAAGACCUGAGUAUAUUUGAAGUAGUGGAUGAGCAUGGCAAUGUUCUUGAAACUGCAAACAAUUCUGAUGGAAUAUAUUCCAAAGGACAAGAUCCCUCUCUAAUAAUUAUUAAAGUUGAAAGCAGAACACAGUAUGAAGACACAAACACACCCAAAGUAACAAUACGAUGCCCUGGACAUUUAAAUACUGACAUACCUGUGCAAUGGCAAAUUGGAACCAAGAUUAUUAAUCCAAUAGUGAUUGAGAAAGAGUCUGGUGGUAGAAUACGCAUUGAUACAUAUGGUCGCAUCAAGUUGAAAAGACCACGACUUUCGGACUCCAAUACAUACAGCUGCAGGCAAAAUAAAAUGUUGGUUGGUUCAGUGCAACUAAUUGUUACAAGAAAAAUAGAAACCAACUUUUAUGACUUAAUCAUGUAUUUUGGUCUGGCUGUCAUCAUUGGAUCAAUUGUAAUUGUAAGCUACUGUAUAUUCAAAAACAGAAAGCGGUCAUCAGCCUGAAUAGAGUAUAAUACACCAUGACAAAUA
Zootermopsis nevadensis is the source of this 1978-nucleotide messenger RNA. RefSeq lists its product as uncharacterized. The record is from RefSeq and is a predicted model, not a curated record. NCBI's taxonomy places the organism in Eukaryota, Metazoa, Arthropoda, Insecta, Blattodea, Termopsidae.